This is a messenger RNA of Pistacia vera, 1164 nucleotides long. RefSeq lists its product as uncharacterized. Lineage: Eukaryota; Viridiplantae; Streptophyta; Magnoliopsida; Sapindales; Anacardiaceae. The coding region runs from base 1 to 1164 and encodes 387 amino acids. Gene Ontology annotation, biological process: defense response. The transcript has a single exon. The record is from RefSeq and is a predicted model, not a curated record.
AUGGUGGCUCCUUCCCGCGUUCUUGAAAUCAGUGUAAUUUCCGCCCAUGACUUGGCCUUCGUUUCUAAAAGCAUGAAAACUUACGUAACUGCAUGGAUCCAUUCUGACCGGAAGGUCACCACGAGGGUUGAUCAAAGUGGACUUAAUAACCCGAAUUGGAAUGAAAAAUUUGUGUUUCGGGUAGAUGACAGGUUCCUUGCCGAUGAAACUUCGGCUAUUAUGAUCGAAAUUUACGCGGCAGCCUGGUUGAAAGAUGCCCUCAUUGGCUCCGUUCGUGUCCUCAUCAGCCACCUGUUUGGUUCUCUUUCGAACAACGCGUCAGCCACGAGGUUUGUCGCGUUGCAGGUUCGCCGUCCGUCGGGGCGGCCUCAGGGGAUCCUCAACAUGGGCAUCACGCUUUUGGAUAACACAAUGCGGAGCUUGCCGCUUUUGACCGAGCUGUGCGCGAUGGGUGGAACUUUUAGCGAUAUUUCAUCGAUAAGAAAUUCGAUCGAUGCGAAAACGAAGAAGUUAACUAAGGAUGAUCUAGAACUUGGGAAAUUGAAUCUCAAUAAUAAAGCCAGAAAGAACGUGAAACUACGUCGUUCUUUAAGUGACAUGACGGAUUUAACCAGCGAGGAUUACGCGAAACACGGUGUCGUUAAUGUUGGCUCAAUGUGCAAUGGUUCGGUGGUGAAAGGAAACAAUAACAAUGGCAGCAUGGUAAACGAGUCGUUAUGUUCCUCGGACGUGGGGCCUUCGGCGUCGGUGGUGGCGGCAGCGAUAGCGAAAGGGUUGUAUAAGACACCGGCUCAGGCGAAGACGGCGCCGGCGCCAGCAAAUGAAGGAGGGAAUAUUGGGUUGCUGACUGAUGGUUGGACGGGGAAGGUGCAGAAUGAAGAAAACCUGAAAUUUAGGCUUGAUGGAUGGCGUAAUGAGGUUCAACCAAUUUAUGAUCAUUCUAAAAUGAGAGCUAAUAGUAAACGCGGUGGGCGUGCGCGGCGGAGGAGGGACGGCGGAGGGUUGUUUUCGUGUUUUGGUAAUGCAUUUGGGUGUGAAAUCUCGAUUACCUGUGGUGGAGGAGGGGGAAACACCAAAAAGAGGUAUCAAAAUGGGAAGGUAUGUCACCUUAGCGCGGUUGAUGAUAGUAUUAGUAUUCUUCAAUCAUACGUUGCGAGGUUUUAG